Messenger RNA from Syngnathoides biaculeatus (alligator pipefish), 9010 nucleotides. It is a transcript of the gene col6a4a, whose product is annotated as collagen, type VI, alpha 4a. The transcript has 41 exons. Lineage: Eukaryota; Metazoa; Chordata; Actinopteri; Syngnathiformes; Syngnathidae. The record is from RefSeq and is a predicted model, not a curated record. Gene Ontology annotation, molecular function: serine-type endopeptidase inhibitor activity. Bases 375 to 8465 code for a protein of 2696 amino acids.
UAGUGGUCAGGCAUAGGACCGCUGAUCGCUGUUUGAACAAGAGUGGCAACUUGAUUGGACACCAAUCAGGAAGUUAUUCCACGUCUGCCAUGGUUUUUGAAAUGAGCGAGUUUGAAAUAUUUCAAAUUACAUAGUGUGUAACCCAUUUUUUUUUUUUUGUGGGUCUACGUUACAUAACUACCCGGUUUCAAAUCCACGCGUCCACUGUGUCAUGCAUCAAUAGACGCCAACUCAGCGGCCAGCAAACUCUUUGAAGUACAAGUACAACGCUUGCAUGAUACUGGCUAGAUAUGCUAAGGGCUAAAUCACAAGGUUCAAAUAAUCAUUAAAUGUGCUCACUAACAACAUUUUGAAAAUAGGGGGAAGAAAUCAUCAUGGCGGAGGCGCGGAGUCUCCUCCUCGUUCUCGUGGCGGUCGUCAGCUUCACUGGGAACGCCGCGCAGAGGACAGUGUGCACUCAAGAAGCCGUGGCCGACCUGGUCUUCAUGGUGGACGGAUCGUGGAGCAUCGGCACAGAGAAUUUCAAGCAGAUCCGCCAGUUUUUGUCCACGCUGGUCAACAGCUUCGACGUAGGGCCCGACCGUGUCCGCAUCGCUUUGAUCCAGUACAGCAACACACCAAGAACAGAGUUCCUGCUCAACACCUUCCAGAAGAAGGCCGAGAUCCUCCAGUAUAUCAGUACGCUGCCCUACAUGGGCGGCGGCACUCACACGGGUCAAGGCCUAGACUUCAUGUUAAGUCAUCAUUUUGUGGAAGAGGCCGGGAGCAGGGCGAGCCAGAAUGUGCCCCAGAUCGCUGUGGUUAUCACCGAUGGAAAAUCCCAAGACAACGUAGAGUCGCAAGCUCUGGAGCUAAAGAGAAAAGGAAUCAUCUUGUACGCCAUCGGGAUUAAAGACGCAGACGAAGAUCAGCUGAGGGAGAUCGCCAACGAACCGCACAGUCAGCACGUCUACAGCGUGUCCGACUUUACCGCGCUCCAGGGAAUUUCUCAGAACAUCGCUCAAACCUUGUGCACAACCGUGGAGGAAGUCAAACGACAACUUCUGCAGUUGUAUCAAGAAUGUGCCAAAGCCUCCGUGGCCGAUGUAGUCUUCCUAGUGGACGGAUCUUCUAGCAUUGGUAUUGAGAACUUCCAGGAGGUCCGAGGGUUUCUCCGAACCGUGGUGGACAGUUUUGACAUUGGUCCCGACAAGGUCCGUGUGGGUUUAGCACAAUACAGCGACGAAACCUUUCAAGAGUUCCUGUUGAAAGAUCACAUGGAUAAGAAGUCUGUACUCGACCAACUGGACAAGUUCCCCUAUCGAACGGGGGGCACGGAGACGGGCAAGGCCAUGGACUUCCUGCGGACUGAGUUUUUCACGGAAAGCGCCGGUAGCCGAGCGAACCAGAGAGUGCCCCAAAUCGCUGUGGUCAUCACUGAUGGAGACUCCGCCGAUGAAGUGUUGGCUGCCGCACAGCGCCUCAGACAACACGGGGUCAUCGUCUUUGCGAUUGGAGUCGGACAAGCCAACAUGGCUGAGCUGGAUGCCAUCGCCAACAGACCGUCUGAUCACUUCCGCUUCUACAUCGACAGCUUCCAAGCCCUUCAGAGGCUGAGCGACAGUCUACUGCAAACCGUGUGUACUUCCAUGGACAACCAGAGGCAAGCUUUGUCUGAAAGGUUUUCGGACAUCUUCUUCCUGGUGGACAGGGGAGUGAGUCAAGGUGACUUCCAGCAGAUCCGCAGUCUCCUCGUCCGAUUAACCAACCAACUGAACUUUGAAAUCUCGGCGCAUCGCCUCGGCCUGGCUCAGUACGGUCAAGACGUCAAGGUGGAGUUCCGCCUGAAUACUUACCAGACCAAAGACGAGAUCGGCGCCGCCAUCCGCCGCUUCCGCCUGCAAAAACUGCAGCCCAACGAGCCACGCAAACUGGGCGCAGCGUUAGAGUACGCCAGGUCGUAUUUCUUCACCAGCCAAGCGGGAAGCCGGGCCGAGCAAGGCGUCCGACAGUUCCUGGUUAUCAUCAGCGGGAAGGAGUCCGACGACGACGUCUACAAGCAGUCCCGCUUACUCAAGGCCGAGGGCGUGAACGUGGUGGGUCUGAGCCUCGGAUCGUUCGUCCCGCAGUUGCGGGACGUAGCCUCAAGUGGUGCCGACGUCUACCGGUCCACGGCCAAUAUCCUUCCUUCUCUGAAGACGGCUUUUGAAGGCCAGGAGCAGCAGGUCAAUCUUACUGGAGAAUGCAAAGGAGCCAAACUGGCAGACAUCGUGUUCAUCAUCGAUGAGUCAGGAAGCAUCGGAACCCCAAACUUCCAGCUGGUACGCACGUUCCUGCACUCGGUCGUUAGCGGCCUAGACGUGGCUCCGUCCAAGGUGCGGGUGGGCAUCGUGAUGUACAGCGACAAAGCCAAAGCUCAGGUCUACCUCAACACCUUCGACGACAAGAGCGAGUUGCUUAGUUUUAUCAAAAUAAUGCCAUACCACGGCGGCGGCACAAAUACGGGAGUCGCCCUCAAUUUCACACGGGAGCACGUCUUCACCCAAAAAAGAGGAAGCAGAAAGGACAAGGGCGUCCAGCAGGUGGCGGUCGUGAUCACAGACGGGAAUUCGCAAGACGACGUGAGCAACGCGGCGGUGGCCCUCCGUCGGGCCGGCGUCACCAUCUACACGUUGGGGGUCAAAAAGGCCAACCACGCCCAGUUGGUGAAAAUGGCCUCCCACCCCCCCAGCAAGCACGUUUUCACCGUGGACAGUUUUGCCAAACUCCAGGUGCUGGAACAGAAGCUGCAGAACAUCGUUUGCCACAACAUACUGCGGCAAGCGGUCAGCGUCAACGUGAGAAGGAGUAGCAUCAAGGAAGGCUGCUUGCAAACUGAUGAGGCGGACAUCUUCUUCUUGAUCGACCACUCCGGAAGCAUCUACCCCACCGACUUUUACGACAUGAAGAAGUUCAUCAUCGAAUUCAUCAGCACCUUCCGCAUCGGGCCUCAGCACGUCCGCCUGGGCGUCGCCAAGUACGCAGAUGCGCCGAAUUUGGAAUUCGAUCUGACGGCCUACGCGGACGCCAAGAGCCUGGAGAAGGCGGUGGAGGCCAUCGUGCAGGUGGGGGGUGGGACGGAAACCGGAAGAGCGCUGGAGUUCAUGGCCCCGCAGUUCGAUCGGGCCGGGGCCACUCGGGGCGCGAAGGUUCCGGAAUACCUGGUGGUCAUCACGGAUGGGAAAUCCUCUGAUGACGUCAAGGUGCCUGCGCAGAAACUACGAGCGCAGGGUGUCAUCAUCUAUUCAAUCGGAGUGAAGAGCGCCGACAUGAAUGAACUUCAGGAGAUUUCCGGCGACCCCAGGAAGACGUUCUUUGUCAAUAAUUUCGACGCUUUGAACCCCAUCAAGGAUGACAUAAUCACUGACAUCUGCACCACAGACGCUUGCAAAGACGUACCUGGGGACCUCCUGUUCUUGAUUGACAGCUCCGGGAGCAUCUACCCGCAGGACUAUGAAAAAAUGAAAGACUUCAUGAAAUCUGUGGUCAGCAAGUCCAACAUUGGGCAGAACGACGUCCACGUGGGCGUCAUGCAGUUCAGCACCAUCCAGCAGCUGGUGUUCCCCCUCAACCGCCAUUUCACCAAAGACGAAAUGCUGCGAGCAAUCGAUGGCAUGCAGCAGAUCGGGGGAGGUACGCACACGGGAGAAGGUAUUACGGCUUUGUCACCGUACUUCGAUGCAUCCCAAGGCGGGCGGCCUAGCGUGAGGCAGAGGAUGGUGGUGGUUACCGACGGAGAAGCUCAAGAUAAUGUCAAAAUCCCCGCUGCGGCCCUGAGACGCAAGGGUGUCGUACCCUACGCCAUCGGGGUGGUGGACGCUAACACCACGCAGCUGCUGGAAAUCACCGGAUCACCAGAACGCGUCUAUGCCCAGAGGGACUUUGAUGCUUUGAAAGACUUGGAGAGUCAGAUGACUUUGGAGAUCUGCGAUCCAGAAAGAGACUGCAAGAAGACCAACAAGGCGGACAUCAUCUUCCUGGUGGACGGCUCCACGAGCAUCACCUUGGACAAAUUCAGAAGCAUGCAAAAGUUCAUGUCGUCCAUGGUCAACCAAACCACGGUCGGUAAAGACCUUACUCGCUUUGGAGUCAUCCUGUUUUCCUCAGACCCCAAAUCAGUUUUCACCCUCAACCAAUACGACUCCAAGCGACAAGUUCUUCAAGCAAUAUCGGCUCUCAAGUCCCCCUACGGAGACACCUACACGGGAAAAGCCUUGAAAUACGCUUUGUCGUUCUUCGACGCCGAAUACGGCGGUCGAGCGGCGCUGAACGUGCCUCAGAUCUUGAUGGUCAUUACCGACGGUGAUGCCACAGAUGGGAACAAUCUGCGUCAACCGUCUUCUGCUCUAAGAGACAAGGGCAUCAGGGUGUUCAGUAUCGGAGUGGAGGGCGCACUCAGAAACCAGCUGGAGAUCAUGGCUGGGGAUGACUUGAGCCGAGUCUUCUACGUGGACAAUUUUGCCGCUCUGGAGACUUUGCACAAGAACAUCACGAAUGUUCUUUGCAACUCAACAAAACCAGCCUGCGAGAAGCAGAAAGCCGACCUGAUCUUCCUGAUCGAUCAGUCGGGCAGUAUCAACCCUCAAGACUACACCAUCAUGAAGACCUUCACCACACAGCUCGUGGCCAGCUUCAAAGUCAGCCAGGAUUUAGUGCGAGUCGGACUGGCGCAGUUCAGUGACAUUUUCCAGCACGAGUUUUACCUGAACCAGUUUUUCACUUACGAGUCGGUGACCAACCACAUCAUGGGUAUGAACCAGCGCGGCGGCGGUACCUUGAUCGGACGCGCCCUGGAUGCCAUCAGGGGUCACUUUGAGGAAUCGCGGGGCUGCCGCCGGUCGGCCGGGGUCUCCCGGAACUUGGUGCUGAUCACGGACGGAGAGUCCCAGGACGACGUGCAGGAUGCCGCGGAGCGCCUCAAAGCUCUCGGCGUGGAGGUCUUCGUCAUAGGCGUUGGCGACGUCCACGACCUGCAACUCCUGCAGAUCACUGGGACACACGACAGACUCUUCACCGUUGAGAACUUCGGUAGUUUGGAAUCGAUCAGACAAAAGGUGGUCAACACCAUAUGUAAAUCCAAACCCAUCGAACAGCAGAAAAGCUGCAGCGUCGACAUCGCCAUGGGCUUCGACAUUUCGAAAAGAACUGGACUUCCCGGUGAGAUGUUGAUCAGCGGUCACAACAAGCUCAGGACCUUCCUCCCCGAGAUCGUCCAUUACGCCUCCACCAUCCAGGGGCUGUGCUGCACAACCCCGGACCCGAUCAAGACCAACAUCGGUUACAGGGUGGUGGGUCAGGAUGGGCGACCCCUCUACGACUUCAAGUUCAAACCCUACGACCCCGACGACGACGUGUUGACCAAGGUCAUGACUUUGAAUUUGAAUGUUCCCACGCGCCUCGACAGCGCCAUGCUGAGGUCCUUCGGGGAGAAGUUUAAGGACGACUCCCGAGGCGGGGUGAAGGUUCUGAUCAUCUUCUCAGAUGGACUAGAUGAAGACGUGAUGAAACUGGAGUACGAGUCAGAUCUGCUGCGACAGUCUGGUGUCGACGCACUGCUGAUGGUGGGCCUGGAGGGGGCGCCGGACCUGGCUCAGCUGCAAAUGUUGGAGUUCGGCCGGGGGUUCGGCUACAAGCUUCCGCUCAGCAUCGCCAUGCAGAGCGUGGGCAGCACCGUACUCAAGCAGAUCGACACCGUGUCCGACCGCAAGUGCUGCAACGUCACGUGCAAAUGCUCGGGACACGAAGGCGUCCGCGGAUCUCGGGGUUCCCUGGGGGCAAAGGGGGCGGCAGGCCAGACGGGUUACCCGGGUUUCCCAGGAGAGGAGGGCGUUCCUGGCGGGCGUGGCGGUCCUGGACCAAGUGGACCUCAGGGGGUCCGAGGCUGCCCCGGGCUCCGAGGACCGAAGGGCUCCCGAGGCCUGCGCGGCAAUCGGGGCGAGAACGGUGAAGUGGGACUGGACGGCGUCAACGGGGACCAGGGCGUGUCGGGACAAGAUGGCAGUCGAGGAGAGCGAGGACAUCCAGGGAAUCCGGGCAUUCCCGGCAUCCGAGGGGAGGCGGGGCUAAAGGGACAGCGAGGCCUGAGAGGAGAUCCGGGAGAACCGGGACGGGACAACACCGUGCCGGGGCCCAAGGGAGACGUCGGGAAUCCCGGUUUGCCGGGAGAACCGGGUCUAGACGGGAGAGCCGGAGAAGCCGGCAUCCCAGGGAACUCUGGGCCUGAUGGAAGACGAGGACCCCUUGGGGAGAAGGGUGCUGCGGGAGCUCCCGGAGAUCCUGGAGUGUCAGGAAGUCCUGGUGCUUCAGGUCCUCAGGGCCCCAGAGGGGUCAGAGGCCAACCCGGACCAAGAGGGAUCCCUGGACUUCCUGGGCCACAGGGGGCGCCGGGUUCACCGGGCGGGGCGGGCUCCACGGGCCGACGCGGUGGUCACGGUCAGAAGGGACAACCCGGAGAUCCGGGCGUGCGGGGUGUCCAGGGAACGGCGGGACCCCGGGGGGCGCCGGGCCAGGACGGCAGAGACGGAUACGGCCCGGCUGGCCCGAAAGGCAUCAAGGGAGAUGCAGGCUUCCCCGGUUAUCCCGGUUUAGUGGGUGAGAACGGACUGCAAGGUCCUAAAGGCCUACCGGGACGCAAAGGCAACCAAGGUCGCGGGGGUAACUCGGGUCGUCCUGGGGACGCGGGUAAGCCCGGAGAGCCGGGUUACGAGGGACACAAGGGCCCGCGAGGUCCCCCUGGAGGUAAAGGCAAGACGGAGUGCGAGCUGAUCACGUUCAUCCGCGACAACUGCGCUUGCUCCACUGACUUGGGCUCUUGCCCCGCCCUCCCCACGGAGCUGGUGGUGGCGCUGGACAUGUCCGAGGACGUGACGCCGGUGGCCUUCGAGCGCCAGCGCUCGGCGCUCCUGUCCCUCCUAGAGGACGUCACCGUGGCCGAGAGCAACUGCCCCACGGGGGCCCGCGUGGCCGUGGUGGCCUACAGCGCCCACACCAAGUACCUGAUCCGCUUCCACGACUACCGGCGCAAGACGCAGCUGCUGGAGGCCGUGAGGAACGUGGCGCUGGAGCGCACGUCCAACCGGCGCCAGCUGGGCGCUGCCAUGCGCUUCGUGGCCCACAACGUGCUGAAGCGCGUGCGCUCGGGCGUCAUGAUGAGGAAGGUGGCCGUGUUCUUCUCCAACGGGCCGCCGCAGGACGUCGGCGACGUGGUGACGGCUGUCAUGGAGUACCGCGCCCUCAACGUGGUGCCCGCCGUCAUCUCCCUGAGGAACGCCCCCGCCGUCAGUCGGGCCAUGGAGCUGGACGAUACAGGAAACUCCAUCUUCACUGUGCUGGGGCGGGACGUUGCCACCAAUUUGAGGAAAGUGAAGAACUGCGCCAUCUGUUACGACCCGUGCCGGCGUGCGCAGGAGUGCGGGUUCAUCCAGGAGACGCCGCCGCCGCAGGUAGUUGAGGCAGACGUGGUGAUGCUGGUGGACGGCUCCCGCGAGAUGCAGGCCGACGAGUACGCCGGCGCCCAGCAACUUUUGGGCUCCCUGGUGGAGCAACUGGCGGUCAGUCCCGAGCCGGGUCGGGCCGACACCCGCGCCCGCGUGGCCGUGGUCCAGCAGAGCGGCGUCCGGGGCACCAAAGUGGAGUUCGGCCUGCAGUCGUACCAGGACCAGCGGCUCAUGAGCUCGCACCUCCUACAGAACAUGCGCCAACAGGGCGGCUCCUCCGCUCUGGGGCACGCCCUGGACCUCGGGGUGAGGGAGGCGAUGACGGCCAGCAACGCCCGCAGGAGGAGGGUGGUGCUGGCCGUGGUGGGCACCCGGACGGCGCCCGAGGACCAAGAAGUGCUGCGCGCCGCCGUACAUAAGGCCAAGUGCCAGGGGGUGGCGCUGUUUGUGGUGACGGUGGGCGAGCGCUACGACCGCGAGCAGGUGGAGGCCGUGGCCAGCGAGCCCACGCAGCAGCACCUGCUGCACCUGGGACAGCUUCACCACGAAGAGCAGGACUAUGCCAAAAGGUUCUUCAGGGUCUUCAUGGCUGCGCUCAACAAGGGCGUCAACUCAUACCCGCCGCCAUCUUUAAAGCAGAUUUGCCAGCAGACGGGUCACAAUGGAGGACAGAUCUUCGUUGACGGUCAGGGGUACGCGGAGGAGUUUGCCGACCAGCCGCAGGGAAAGCCGAGCGACCGGUUUCAGGAACAGACGGGACAGACGGAUGCCGUCCACACGCUGAGCCCAGAAGACGACGAACCAAUGCCGCAGUCCAGCGACGCCGACCUCGAAGACCCAUGCCUGCUGGGCAAGGACGCGGGCAGCUGCGAGGACUACGCCACGAUGUGGUUCUACGACAGCGAGAGGCGGCAGUGCGAGCGCUUCUGGUACGGCGGCUGCGGCGGAAACGCCAACCGCUUCAGCACCCUGGAGGCCUGCCAAGACGCCUGCGUGGCCGACGCGGCCUGAAGGGGGCGCUGCAGCCGAAUGUGACUCUUUUGCCAACUUGAAACCUUUGUGACAUGAUUGUUAUUGCGUCGGUGCUUGUGUGACCUGACCAACAUUCAUUUUGCUUUUAUGUACCAUAACAUCUGUCAACUUCGCAUUCCAAAGUUCCACAAAAUUCGUUUUUCCCCAUUGUCUGUACAAUACCGCCCCCUGGUGGGCAAGGCACACACACUAGAAGGAGGAGCACAGCGUCCAUUGAAUUAACUGUUGAAAGGGAGCUCGAGCUUGACAUCAUAAUUGUUUGUAUUAAUAAUUACGGUGAACCCCCAUUUAUCGCAGUAGAUAUUUCAUCCAUCGUUGAAGUGCAACAUAAUGAAACCACUUAAAAAGUGCAGUGGCUGUUGUUUUUAUGUACUUGUGUGAUUAUUAUUUUUUUUGUCAUUCCUGCUAUGCAGAACAUGGCGUUGUAUUUGCCCCUUUUGGCCACCACAAAAAAGAAAAAGUUUUAAAAUGAGUUUUACCUCUCCUACAUGCUUUGAAUGUAUUAAAACAGACUUUUUAAAGUA